UCAUAAUGAAAAAUUAUUAAUAAUCAGUAGAAACCGAGUUUGUCAACCCGCGGGUUGACCCGUAUUGGCCCAGACCCGGCCUUGAAAAUGGGUUAAAAUAGCUCAUUUGAGAGUUAGCCCAAAAUGAUCAAAUCUUGGCGGUUGGCCCGUCCGAGCGGUUCAGCGGGCUGCUCGUUCCAAAGUGUCGUUGAAUUUUUACUAUGUUGAAUUUACGUUGAUGUUAUUUAAGUGUGUUGGAGUUUAAAUACAUUUUUUUAUCUUGUAUUCAAAAUAAGUACAAUGUAAUGACUUUUUUCAUAUUUUUGGGCUAAAUCGGGCUAAAACGAAUGAUCUAUUAACCUUGACUCACUAAUUUGGCCAGAUCCGGGUCGACUCGCGGGUUGACAACCUUGGUAGAAACCGAAGUUGUCCCUAUAGAAUUUUAUUUAUUUAUUAGGUAAAAUUAGUAACAACCAAAAAAAAAUUCCUUCACUACCAGCUGUCGAUUAGAGGUCGAUAAAAAAAUUCUCCUGAAGAAAAGCGGAAAAGGGGAAAAACACAAAAAAAAAAAAAAGUUUUGUAAGGACAAGGAAAUGGAAAUGGAAAUGGAAAUGGAAAGCAAGAAGGAGAAAGAAAAGACUCUCUCUUAGCUUCUUCUUCCUUUCCCCUUCCAAGGUUUCCAGAAACGGCUAUGAGAGCGGGAAAAUCCCUAAUCUUAACCCCUAGGAUUCUGCCGAUUUCAGAGGAAGAAAGCGGGAGGGAGGGAGAAGAGAAAGAGAGAGAGACUGUAUCCUCGUUCCAUUUCCUCUGUGUAGCUCUGCGUUGAUGAAGAGAUUGUAAAAAUUUCCCAAUUCCUCCACUUCUCUGUAAAAUUCUCAUUUCCUCCUAAUUUCGCUGUAAUUCGUCUUCUCUCGUUUCCCGAACCUCAGCCCUAGGAAUAUCACAGGAGGGAGGGAGAGAGGAAGGAGAAGAAAUGGCCACCAGAGGGAGCAGAUCGGAGAAGGUGAAGAGGAUUUUCCAGCAGUUCGACCUCAACAGCGACGGCGGGCUCAACAGGGAGGAAAUGUCGGCUCUGGUGGUGGCUGUUAACCCCCGGGUGAAAUUCAGCGAGGAGCAAAUCAAUGCCAUCCUCGACGAGGUGUUUCGGACGUACGGCGAGUUCAUCGACGGGGACAAAGGUUUGACAUACGAGGGGCUUUUGCGGACCUACGACGACGGUGCCGGCGACGUCGACCGUGACUUCGACGCGCUGGAGCUGGAGCUCAAUUUGGACGAUAACAACAACGACAACAUCAAAGGGAUCUCGGAAGCGGCGGAGGCGUCGUCGUCGAUUGCCGACGAGAGAGUGAUUGAAGCGCAGAAGAAGCAGCGGACUGCGGCGUGGGCGGUCUCUCCUAACCACGGUAUUGUGUUCGACGAUACUUGGAAGAUUGUCGAUGAUUUGGAGAUUUUGAUCAAGAGGUUGAAAGCCAAGCAGGCUAAAGACGGGAAAUUGAAGGGGGAUAACGUUGAUAGUUACUCCGACGCCGGUUGGUCGAGGGAAUUGGGUCCCUCAUCGGAGAUCUCUGAUAAGAGAAUUAUCUGGGAAGAGGCCGGGCAUGAUUAUGCAUCCUUCGUGAAGGAAUUGGGAGCUUUGAGGACCAGAGCUGAUGGGGCUAGAUCCAGAGAAGAAGCAUUUGAUGGUCAUAUGGCAAUUGCGAGGGUUUUGUAUGAGCAUCAGUUGUUCAAGGAAGCUUUAGUGAGUUUCAAGAGAGCUUGUGAGCUUCAGCCCGUGGAUGUGAGGCCGCAUUUCCGAACUGGGAAUUGCCUGUAUGUUCUAGGCAGAUAUAGAGAGGCCAAAGAGGAGUUCUUGCUGGCACUUGAAGCAGCUGAGGCAGGUGGGAAUCAAUGGACAUAUUUGUUGCCUCAGAUUUAUGUUAAUCUCGGCAUUGCGCUGGAAGGUGAAGGUAUGGUUCUAAGUGCUUGUGAAUAUUACAGAGAAGCUGCCAUUCUUUGUCCAACACAUUAUAGAGCUUUGAAGUUGUUAGGUAGUGCCCUUUUUGGGGUGGGAGAAUACAGGGCAGCGGUUAAGGCCUUGGAAGAGGCAAUUUAUCUGAAACCAGACUAUGCCGAUGCUCAUUGUGAUUUAGCUUCUGCUUUGCAUGCAAUGGGAGAGGAUGAGAAGGCUAUAGAAGUGUUUCAGAAGGCUAUAGAUCUGAAACCCGGACAUGUGGAUGCGCUCUAUAAUCUGGGUGGGCUUUACAUGGACAUGGGUAGGUUUCAGAGAGCUUCAGAAAUGUAUAGCAGGGUGCUAGUUUUAUGGCCAAACCAUUGGCGAGCUCAGCUGAACAUGGCAGUUUCAUUAUUGGGUGCUGGAGAAACUGAGGAAGCAAAGAAAACUCUUAAGAAGGCUCUGAAAAUGACCAAUAGGGUUGAGUUGCACGAUGCUAUCUACCACUUGAAGCAGCUGCAGAAGAAGAAAGUCAAGCCCAAUGGAACUGCUAAUGGUGACGUUCCUUUUGUCACCGUGGAGCUCUCCAAGUUCAAAACCUUGGGCGAGAAAACCACACAGAGACAAGAGCUUCGCAACGCCUUUCAAAUCAGAGUCUUCCAAAGGAUCACCCGGUUGAAUCGGUGUGAUGUGGAUCUUCUGAAGAAGGAAAUGAGAGAGAACGAUGUACCUGUUUCUUACUCUGGCGGGGGUGUACCCGAGAAGUCCAUACGGAAGCCUAACUUGGAAGAGAUUCUAAGAAAGUUCCUUAACUUCCUGAAACCCGAGAUCUUCCAGGGAGCAGUGAAAGGAAUCAACGAGAGAAUACUCUCGGUUCUCGAUGAGCCGGGUUCAGGAAGGGUUGAUCUGGGUAUGUUCUUUGCUGUUCUUGCACCCCUAUGCGGUGGUAGCCCCGAGAAGAGGAAACGGAUUGCCUUCGAUGCUCUACUAUGGCGGCCUGUGAAUGAAGGAGGUUCUCAGAUCAAGAGAGUUGAUGCUGUAGGGUACAUCAAGCUGUUAAGAGCUAUGUACCUUCCGUCUCAAGGAAUCAGCGAAAUCCUGGAGGUUCAUGGAGAAACUGAUUCCUCCAUGGUGUCAUUCAACGAGUUCCAAGUCAUGUUUGAUGAUCGAGACUGGGGAUUUGGUAUCCUUUCGACCCUAGUGAAGCUAGAAGCUGAGGAUAGAAACCGUCAUGGUUCCCAUGUCUGCUCGGUUUGCAGGCACCCUAUCAUCGGUUCCCGGUUCAAGGAGAUGAAGUCGAGUUUCAGCCUGUGUAGUCAGUGCUACGGUGAGGGGAAAGUACCGUCUUCUUCGAGGCAGCUGCAAGAAUACAAGUUCAAAGAGUAUGCAAGUGAAUCGGAUGCGAUGAAGGAUAAAUGCCUAUGCUUUCCAGUUCAUUCCAAUGAAGAGAAAUGAAAGUGAUCUCUACCUCUCCCCCGGUUUUUGUUGAUUCUCUGUCCAUUUUUCUCUCCUUUUUUGUGUGAAAUAUAUAGGUUACCUGUUCAGCGAGAUGUUUGUACAAUUUCUAGUUUAUCAUUCUGAUUAGGAUUUCUCUCAGUGCUCUUCUUAUCUUCCUGUUUCUCAAGAAGUUAACUUGUAUUCAGCCUUGCCAGACCAUUUGACCUUUGUUUUCUUUGACCAUGGUUAGUAAAUGAAGCUGGAGAGUUUUUAAGGGUGUUGGUGUGGAUUUUUUUAGGUUUGCCCGAGUCGCUGUCAACUUCUGUUCGAGUUCCCUUUGACUGUUUAGUUUGGGACAUAGCCGUUGUCAUGUUUUAAAUAAUGUAAUGGAAGCUGUUGGCUUUUAGUACCACAAAUGAUUUUGAUGGUGGAGAUUGUUUUGAUUUUGUGUUUCAAGUAAGGAUCAAGAAACCUCCUGCUAAACCAAUAGAUAGUAUUUAACAAUCUAAAAAAGUGAACUAAGAUUUCAUUAUAAAAUACAUUAUUAUUGACUUUUACGAUUUCGGUAUGGUCUUACAAUCUUUCAUUCCAAGUUGCGGGUAGAACUCUAUGCAUUUCUGUCAUAGUACUUUUCUUGUGUAUCAAGCUCCUGUCAUUCGAUUUCUUGGCUCAUCAGUUUCGCCUUGAAUUUGGGCUUUCAUUAUUAUUCAACUCAGAUUUGGGGUCAACAACCGGUGAGAGACGAACCAACAAUCAAUUAUCAAGUUUUAGAAUGAGAACAGUGACAGAUUAGGAAGAUAAAGUGUUAGUUUGUGUCCAUCAUUAUCCUACCCGUUACUAUCAUUAUGCUAACUGUUUAAUGACUGAAAACAUACAAUUACAACCUAACCACUUAAAUUUAACCAAAAGGAAACCAACAAAAUGCAAAGGAAAGAGUCCAUGCAGCAGUAGCAAUCAUUACUUAUUAGUUAUUACCCACAUUUUGGGUAAAUUGUAACGGAUAUCACUGAACUUUGGGUUUUAGUGCAACCAUAUCACUAAAUUAAGUUCAGUGCAACGAAAGAAGAUCGAAAGAUAAAAUUUUCCUUACUUUUAUUUACAUUUUUGUAUGCAAAACUUUUAAAACUAUAUUAAUUCAAUAAAUAUUAUUAAAACUUAUAUAUAAAAUUAGGCAACCUUUAAAACAUAGAAUUACUAAGAUGGCUACAACCAAAAGAAAUGUUUAAAUUUUUAAUAUAUAAAAAAACUGGGGUAAUUCUAUAGAAUAUAUUUACUCCAAAGAAUAAUUGCAUUAUUAGAACAAAUAAUUACAAUUGAAAAUACAUAUAUCUAAAUAAAGGAACAAAGUUUCAAAAAUAUCAUAAGGCAAAAGGUAGAAAUAUAAAGUUCGAUAUCAGAGCCUAAAAAAGAAUUUUGGCAUCGUAAAUGCAAUCAAUACAAUACCGUUGCAUAGGUGAAGGUGAGAUGAGCAACUCACUCAAAACCGAGCAUAUAGUGAAAUGCAACUAGGUAAUGUGGAAGACGAGUAUAUGUAGACAGCCUGCUAGAUAAGUCUGAUCGUUGAAUCACCUUAUCAAAGUUUAACUCACAAACCAGUUGUAUAAAAUUCAUGUUAACUUAGUUAUAUUGAUGGUGCCUCUUUCGAGAUUGAAUUCACGAGUAAUAUACAAAACAAUCGAGUUGUUGACAUUAAAACCGAUGAGAGGGAUACAUUAUUUCUCUCUUUUAAAGGUCCUUCCAAAGAUGUCACGUUGGUUAUUUAGUCGCUAAUUGGUGGUUGAUUGUAUUCAAUCAAUCAAUAAAGCUAGCUAAUAACCUCUUUAGACGAAAGUAUUGCCUGCCCUUUUCUGCAACUUUAAAACAGCAAAUGCCUUUUGACAAUUUGCUUCACGAGCUAAAUAAGUUCACUUCUAACCCCCAUGUGUUUCCAUCAUUAACAGCCAUAAAGAGAAGCCAAAGGGAAAUGAAAGACUGGUAAAAGACAAAGAAGAAGAUGAUAAUCAUUGAUAAGAUCAUAUAUAUGGUGAAAAAUUAUUCUAGAUUGUGACUGUAUUCACUCAAAAAAAAAAAAAAAUCCAUAAAUUGAGGGUUUGCCUUUGGCAGCAAUGAUACCAGAAGGCGACUCCAGUGACGAAAUGAAGGACCCAAAGCAGACUCUCGCUAUCCACAAUGUUCUAUAAUUCAAUAUUGAGCGAUAUUCUCAUCGUUUUGGAUCAAUCUUUCCUACCUUCGUGGUUGAGAUGUCAAUCAAACAACGAGAAUCAUAGAGAAAGAGAUAACGAUACAUGAUUUACGUGGUAUCGAACAUGACUACUUCACGAUGAACUAAAAAGCUCACCGUUAAUAAUAUUAUCACCGUAAAAACCAUACCCCUAUACAACCAAACCUACUGAAUAUAUAUAGCCUUAUACUGCUGAACCCUAGCUCUACUACUAGUUAUAUAUUUACAAUAAUACCCUACGUCUCAUACAUUAACGGGAGAAAGGCAACAUGGUAAUUCAGAAUUGAUCAAUUUGUCCCUUCCAAGUCCAGUCCACCUAAUGUUGUCCAAUUCUGUUUUUGAAUUUAAUUCUCACCAAGUUAUAUCUACUAUUUACUCCAGAGUUAAUGUACAUUCACCUCCGAAUAGAAGUGUGCAACGGGUUAGUCCAUACUGAAAUACGCCGGACAAAAUCGAUUCUUGGAUCGGAUCAUAUCGAACCGAAUUUAAUGAGGCUCAAUCCUUGGUUCCAUUGAUUAUAUAAAUACUGAAAAGAAUGGACUGAAUUGUCAUUUGGAUCGUACCAAACAUGACCGAAUGCAAUUUUGGUAUGGUCCCUGAUCUUAUGAUGUCUUUCACAAUUAGACCAUGGUUUUCCUAAGUGUUGUACGGUACGGGCCGAAUCGAACCAUUGCAUACUGCUACCUCUUGACCAUGCAUUUUUUUUCAAUUAAACACCCCAAUAUAUUUUUUGUUGGACACAUAUUACUUAAUUUCCAAAUUUGUCCUAACCUAGUCUUUUUAUUUGUUCUCUCCAAGUAUUGAAAUACUGUACCGAAGGUUGUACCGGAAAAGUCAGCAAGAAAAUAUUUUAUGCUAAAAUCGUGGUUUAGCCAUAGUUCAACCGCUUCAUAUCGCUAAAAAUCGUUUACCGGUUUAGCCUUUUUAGGAGUUUUUUCUAGUUGAUUCGGUACGGUAUUCAAUCUGUGGUUUUCUCUAAAAUGUCCGUUAACGCACAUGGGAAAUGACUUAAGUGCUUCGUCAAUCUAGCCCCUAAACUAUGGAUUUUGUCCUACUAAACAACUAAAUUUUAU
Molecule: messenger RNA, 6640 nt
Organism: Linum trigynum
Lineage: Eukaryota; Viridiplantae; Streptophyta; Magnoliopsida; Malpighiales; Linaceae
Source: the annotation of a GenBank genome assembly